CAUUGACAACCACUCCAGGACCAACAUCAUCUCUCGCCUUAACAACAACAGCCCUUGGCUCAAUCCCAGCAACAACUGAACAGAUGACAGAUAUUAUCACUGUUCCUGAACAAAUUGUGACUCUGGAAGCGACUAUUGAAGAACCUUUUGUGGAAGACCUUAACAAUCGCUUCAGUCAAAUAUACUUAGAAUAUGAGGCGCAAUUGGUCACAGUGUGUGACCUCAUCUUCUUCCAAGCGUUUGGUUCAAUUUUUAAUCGCACGAAUGUCAUUGAAUUCAGGCCACGAAUGGAAAAUACGCAAGUCAUAGUGGAAUUGGUGUUCAACAAUUCAGCACCAGUUGAAAAAAUCCCAGAUGACGAUAAAGUCGUAGAAACCUUAGUAGAAGCUGUAAAGAACAACUCCUUCGAGCUUCCUCUCGACCCAGACUCAAUUGCAGUCAUUUCACCAAAUUCAUUGACAACCACUCAAGGACCAACAUCAUCUCUCGCCUUAACAACAACAGCCCUUGGCUCAAUCCCAGCAACAACUGAACAGAUGACAGAUAGUAUCACUGUUUCUGAACAAAUUGUGACUCUGGAAGCGACUAUUGAAGAACCUUUUGUGGAAGACCUUAACAAUCGCUUCAGCCAAAUAUACUUAGAAUAUGAGGCGCAAUUGGUCACAGUGUGUGACCUCAUCUUCUUCCAAGCGUUUGGUUCCAUUUUUAAUCGCACGAUUGUCAUUGAAUUCAGGCCACUAAUGGAAAACACGCAAGUCGUAGUGGAAUUGGUGUUCAACAAUUCAGCACCAGUUGAAAAAAUCCCAGGUGACGAUGAAGUCGUAAAAACCUUAGUAGAAGCUGUAAAGAGUAGCAACAACACCUUUGACCUUCCUCUCGACCCAGACUCAAUUGCAGUCAUUUCACCAAAUUCAUUAACAACCACUCAAGGACCAACAUCAUCUCUCGCCUUAUCAACAACAGCCCUUGGCUCAAUCCCAGCAACAACUGAACAGACGACAGAUAGUAUCACUGUUCCUGAACAAAUUGUGACUCUGGAAGCGACUAUUGAAGAACCUUUUGUGGAAGACCUUAACAAUCGCUUCAGUCAAAUAUACUUAGAAUAUGAGGCGCAAUUGGUCACAGUGUGUGACCUCAUCUUCUUCCAAGCGUUUGGUUCCAUUUUUAAUCGCACGAUUGUCAUUGAAUUCAGGCCACUAAUGGAAAACACGCAAGUUGUAGUGGAAUUGGUGUUCAACAAUUCAGCACCAGUUGAAAAAAUCCCAGAUGAAGAUGAAGUCGUAGAAACCUUAGUAGAAGCUGUAAAGAACAACUCCUUCGAGCUUCCUCUUGACCCAGACUCAAUUGCAGUCAUUUCACCAAAUUCAUUGACAACCACUCCAGGACCAACAUCAUCUCUCGCCUUAACAGCAACAGCCCUUGGCUCAAUCCCAGCAACAACUGAACAGACGACAGAUAGUAUCACUGUUCCUGAACAAAUUGUGACUCUGGAAGCGACUAUUGAAGAACCUUUUGUGGAAGACCUUAACAAUCGCUUCAGUCAAAUAUACUUAGAAUAUGAGGCGCAAUUGGUCACAGUGUGUGACUUCAUCUUCUUCCAAGCGUUUGGUUCAAUUUUUAAUCGCACGAUUGUCAUUGAAUUCAGGCCACUAAUGGAAAACACGCAAGUUGUAGUGGAAUUGGUGUUCAACAAUUCAGCACCAGUUGAAAAAAUCCCAGAUGACGAUGAAGUCGUAAAAACCUUAGUAGAAGCUGUAAAGAGUAGCAACAACACCUUUGACCUUCCUCUCGACCCAGACUCAAUUGCAGUCAUUUCACCAAAUUCAUUAACAACCACUCAAGGACCAACAUCAUCUCUCGCCUUAUCAACAACAGCCCUUGGCUCAAUCCCAGCAACAACUGAACAGACGACAGAUAGUAUCACUGUUCCUGAACAAAUUGUGACUCUGGAAGCGACUAUUGAAGAACCUUUUGUGGAAGACCUUAACAAUCGCUUCAGCCAAAUAUACUUAGAAUAUGAGGCGCAAUUGGUCACAGUGUGUGACUUCAUCUUCUUCCAAGCGUUUGGUUCAAUUUUUAAUCGCACGAUUGUCAUUGAAUUCAGGCCACUAAUGGAAAACACGCAAGUUGUAGUGGAAUUGGUGUUCAACAAUUCAGCACCAGUUGAAAAAAUCCCAGAUGACGAUAAAGUCGUAGAAACCUUAGUAGAAGCUGUAAAGAACAACUCCUUCGAGCUUCCUCUCGACCCAGACUCAAUUGCAGUCAUUUCACCAAAUUCAUCAACAACCACCCAAGGACCAACAUCAUCUCUCGCCUUAUCAACAACAGCCCUUGGCUCAAUCCCAGCAACAACUGAACAGACGACAGAUAGUAUCACUGUUCCUGAACAAAUUGUGACUCUGGAAGCGACUAUUGAAGAACCUUUUGUGGAAGACCUUAACAAUCGCUUCAGUCAAAUAUACUUAGAAUAUGAGGCGCAAUUGGUCACAGUGUGUGACUUCAUCUUCUUACAAGCGUUUGGUUCAAUUUUUAAUCGCACGAUUGUCAUUGAAUUCAGGCCACUAAUGGAAAACACGCAAGUUGUAGUGGAAUUGGUGUUCAACAAUUCAGCACCAGUUGAAAAAAUCCCAGAUGAAGAUGAAGUCGUAGAAACCUUAGUAGAAGCUGUAAAGAACAACUCCUUCGAGCUUCCUCUUGACCCAGACUCAAUUGCAGUCAUUUCCUCAGAAACCACCCGAGGACCAACAUCAGCAACAACUCAACAGACAACAGAUAUCAUCUCAGUUUCCUCACCCGUUGUGCUUCUUGAAGCCACUCUGGUGGAACCUUUUGUGAAAGAACUCAACAAUCGCAGCAGUGAACAAUACAUAGAACUUGAAAACCAAGUUGUUUCUAUGUGUGACUUCAUCUUCUUUCAAGCGUUUGGAUACAUUUUUAUCCGCACAAUUGUAAUUGAAUUCAAGCCAGAAAUGGGAAACACCAGUGUAGAAGUGGAACUAGAGUUCAACAGUUCGGUCUCAGUUGAAGAAAUCCCAGAUGCUGAAGUGAUUCUAGACACAUUGGUAGAAGCUGUGAAGAGCAGCAACAACUCCUUGGACCUCACCGUUAUCCCAGAAUCAAUUGUAGUCAUUUCUGAAGAAUCAACACCAACAACUCAAAGAUCAACAACAUCUCACACACCAACAACUGUUGAACUCACAAGUCAACAGAAAACUUCGGAAGGCUCAACGACUGAUAAAUUAAAAACUUCAAUUGAUGACUCAGCCACUACCUUUGACAAAUUCUCAACUGUUACUCAUGGAAUAACCACUACUCAGGGAUUUCCAACCAACCAAUCGACAAUUAUUGAGGAAUCAACAGCUACUACUGAUGAACCAACAACUGCCACUGACAAAUCAAGACCAACUCUUCAUGAAUCAACAGCAGCGUUUGACAAAUCAACAAGUGUUGACGCAUCAACAACUGUGUUUGACCAAUCAACAAUUGCUGUUCACAUGUCUACACCUAUUUUUGAUGUGUCAACUUUUGCUGUUGAUGAAACAACUACUAGUGACAAAUCAGCAAUCACAGUUGACGGAGAAACGACUAUUGAGGGAUCUCCAACAACUCUUGAUGAAUUAGCAACUGCUGAUGAAUUGACAGCAACUAUUGACAGAUCGACAAUUACUAACAAAUCACCAACUACUGAAGAUACAAAAGAAACUAUAGAAGAAGCAACUACAACUAUAGUCAAAACAACUUCUUUCAACAUACCAACAUUUACUGACAGAUCAACAACUUCCGACGAAUCAACAAUCGUCAGAACCACAAUAAUUGUUGACGAGCCGAAAGCAACUAUUGAAGGACAAACAACUACCUUUGACAAGUCGACAACCAUUAAUGAAUUAAGAUCAACUACUAUUAACAGCUCAGAACCAAUCGGUGACAAAUCAACAACACUUGACACAUCAACAAUUAAUGCUGAUGAAUCAUCAAAUUCUAUUGAUGAAAUUACUAGUAUUAACAAAUCAACAACUGCGUUUGACCAAUUAACAACAGCUCGUGACAAGUCAACAACUCUUGAGCGAUUGUCAACAACUGUUGACGAAUCAACGGUGACUACUGAAGAAUCAACCAAAGCUUUUGAAGAAUUAACAACCACUUAUGAUAUUACAAUUAGCACUGAUGGUUCAUUGAUUACUGAUGGUUCAUUAAUUACUGACAAAUCAUCAGCUACUGAAGAACCAACAGAAUCUCUCAACAAACCAACAACAAAUAUUUUCAGAUCAACUUCUAUCAAGGACCCCACAUUCAUUGAUGGAUCGUCAACUGUUGCUGAAUCAACAACAGCCAUCGACCAAUCAACAAUAAACACUGACGAACCAAGAACAACAACUGAAGGAUCAACAGUUAUCAUUGACAAGUCAACAACUAUUGAUGGAUCAGAACAGAUAACUGAUAAAUCAACUCUUACUAACAAAAGGACAACUGCAGAGAAAUUGACAACAACUACUGAUGAAUCACCAACGACACUUGAUGGAUUAACAAAUGCCGUUAAUGGAGCGACUUUUACUCACCAUUCAACGGUUGUAUUUGACCACUCAGCAACUGUUGUUGACAAAUCAACAACUACUGUUGAAAAAGUAACAAUCACUUUUGACGACUCAGCAACCUCUACCGACAAGUCAACCGUCACUAUUGAUGAGUCAACAGCUACUAACGAACAAACUUCUCUUGGCAAAUCAACAACUAUGACUGAAACAACAUUUAUUGACAGAUUAACCACCACUUUGCAAAAAUUGACAAUUAAUGAUGACCUUACAAGUAUACAUGAAUCAACAACGACAAUUGACAGAAUAACUGAAAAUUUGGGUGUAACAACUACUAUUGACGCAUCGACUAGUUUUGACAAAUCAUCAACUACUAAAGAACAAAUGACAACUAAUGACAAAAAAGCUACAAUAGAUGAUUCCACUAUUACUGACCAAUCAACACUUUUUGACAAAUCAACUACGACUGACAAUACAAACACCAUUGUUGACAAAUUAGCAACCACAAAUGAGUUAACAUCGGUUACUGAAGAACCGAUAACGAGCGAUGACUCAAUAGCUACUGUUAAAGAAUCUACAACUUCCACUGACAAGUCAACAACUUUUGACAAAUCAACAACCACUGAAAAAUUAGCAUUAAUUACUGAAGAGCAAACCACAAGCAGUGAUUACUCAACGUCUUCUGAGAAAUCAACAACCACUGAUGAAGUAAAACUAAUCACUGAAGAACCAACAACUAGUGACAAAACAAUCGCUACGACUAUUACUGACAAAUCAACAACACUUUUUGACAAAUCAACUACCACUGACAAGACAACAACCAUUGUUGACAAAAUAGCAAUCACAAAUGAGUUCACAUCGAUUACUGAAGAACCGAUCACAAUUGAUGACUCAGUAGCUACUGUUGAAGACUCUACAACUUCUAUUGACGAGUUACCUACUUUCAGCAGAUCAACAACCAUUGUUGAACGAACAACUAGUGACAAAUCAACAACUACUAUUGAUGACUUAACUAUGACUGAACAAUCGAUAGAGCAUUUUGACCAAUCAUCUACUGUUGACAAAUCAACAACCAAUAAUGACUUAACUUUGAUUACUGAGGAACCGUUAACUGGCGAUGGAUCAAUAAGUACUUUUGAUGACUCAACAGCUCUUUUCGAGGUAUCAGCGACUACAGACAGACCACUAACAAUGACUAAUAGACCAAGAACAACUGAAGAGGCCACCACUGCAAACAUCUCAGCUCUCCCACCAGUCGUGUCAGUUGAAGCCACUCUGGAGGAACCGUUUGUGACAGAAUUGAACAAUCCCAACAGUGAGCAAUACAGAGAACUCGAAACAAAGGUUGUGUCAAUGUGUGACUUGAUCCUCUUGCAAGAAUUUGGGACCAUUUUCAUCCGCACAAUCGUGACUGGAUUUAGUCCAAAAGAGGGAAAUACCCGAGUGGAAUUGGAUCUGGAAUUCAACAGUUCUAUACCGAGUGAUCAAAUCCCUGAAGCCGAUGUGGUCGUCGAGACAUUGGUACAAGCUGUGAACAUCCCCAACGACAAUUUUCCCCUUAAGAUUGAUCCAGACUCGAUUGCCGUCAUAUCAUCUGAAACUACAACUCGCGGACCAAGCUCCAGCCAUGUUCCUGCAACUGUAGUUCCAAACACGGCCCACAUAUCCACAAGUAAAGGUCAAACCACCACCCAUGUCCUUGAAACUAACGAGCCAACCACCAGCCAAGUCCUCGCAACCAACGGACCCACUACCACCCCUAUUCCUGAAACUACAAGGCCAACCUCCACCCACAUCCCUGCAACCAAUGGGCCGGCCAGCAGCCACGUCCCCACAACUAAAGGACCAACGACAACCCAUGUUACUGCAACUGAUGGGCCAACCACCUCCCAAAUCUCUGCAACCAACAAGCCAAGCACCAGCCUAGUCACUGCGACUAAAGGACCAACCACCAUCCAUGUUGUUGCAACUGAAGAGCAAACCACAACUCAUAUCCCUGCAACCAACGGUCCAACCACCACCCAUGUUGUUGAAACUGAAGGGCCAACCACAACUCAUAUCCCUGCAACCAAUGGGCCGACCAGCAGCCACGUCCCCACAACUAAAGGACCAACGACAACCCAUGUGACUGCAACUGAUGGACCAACCACCUCCCAAAUCUCUGCAACCAACAAGCCAAGCACCAGCCUAGUCACUGCAACUAAAGGACCAACCACCAUCCAUGUUGUUGCAACUGAAGAGCAAACCACAACUCAUAUCCCUGCAACCAACGGGCCAACCACCACCCAUGUUGUUGCAACUGAAGAGCAAACCACAACUCAUAUCCCUGCAACCAAUGGGCCAACAACGACCCGUGUUGCUGCAACUGAUGGGCCAACCACAACUCAUAUCCCUGCAACCAAUGGGCCAACAACGACCCGUGUUGCUGCAACUGAUGGGCCCACCACCUCCCAAAUCUCUGCAACCAACAAGCCAAGCACCAGCCUAGUCACUGCAACAAAAGUACCGACCACCACCCAUGUUGUUGCAACUGAAGAGCAAACCACAACUCAUAUCCCUGCAACCAAUGGGCCAACCACCACCCAUGUUGCUGCAACUGAAGGGCCAACCACAACUCAUAUCCCUGCAACCAAUGGGCCAACAACGACCCGUGUUGCUGCAACUGAUGGGCCAACCACAACUCAUAUCCCUGCAACCAAUGGGCCAACAACGACCCGUGUUGCUGCAACUGAUGGGCCCACCACCUCCCAAAUCUCUGCAACCAACAAGCCAAGCACCAGCCUAGUCACUGCAACAAAAGUACCGACCACCACCCAUGUUGUUGCAACUGAAGAGCAAACCACAACUCAUAUCCCUGCAACCAACGGGCCAACCACCACCCAUGUUGUUGCAACUGAAGAGCAAACCACAACUCAUAUCCCUGCAACCAAUGGGCCAACCACCACCCAUGUUGCUGCAACUGAAGGGCCAACCACAACUCAUAUCCCUGCAACCAACGGUCCAACGACGACCCAUGUUGCUGCAACUGAUGGGCCAACCACCUCCCAAAUCUUUGCAACCAACAAGCCAAGCACCAGCCAUGUCACUGCAACCAGUGGGCCAACCACCACCCAUGUUGUUGCAACUGAAGAGCAAACCACAACUCAUAUCCCUGCAACCAACGGGCCAACCACCACCCAUGUUGCUGCAACUGAAGGGCCAACCACAACUCAUAUCCCUGCAACCAACGGUCCAACAACGACCCAUGUUGCUGCAACUGAUGGGCCAACCACCUCCCAAAUCUUUGCAACUAACAAGCCAAGCACCAGCCAUAUCACUGCAACUAAAGGACCAACCACCACCCAUGUUGUUGCAACCAACAGGCCAACAACCAGCCAUGUUCCUGCAACUAUAGGUCAAACUACAACCCAUGUUCCUGCUACUGAAGGGCUAACCACCACCCACAUCCCUGCAACCAACGGGCCAACAACCAGCAAUGUCCCUGCAACUAAAGGGCCAACGACAACCCAUGUUUCUGCAACUGAAGGGCCAAUCACCACCCUUGCUCCUGCAACCCCAAAUCCAACUGUUCCAAAAACAACAACUCUAUCAGAAGUCAUCACAUCUCCACCAGCAGUUGUUACUCUGACAGCAACUUUAGAGGAACCAUUUUUGGAAGCAUACAAUGAUGCCAGCAGUGCGGAAUACAGAGCUCUUGAAACCCAAGUUGUGACGGCGUGUGACGCCAUCUACAGGCAGAGAUUCUUUCUCACCUUCAUCCGUACCUUUGUAAUUCGGAUAGUUCGUGCUGUGGUUGUGACUCGAAUGGACAACACACGAGUGGACGUAGGACUGGAGUUCAAGAACAUUUCUUCUACUCCGGAGGACGAGGUUGUCGUCAACACCUUAGAAGAAACUCUGGCUCAGCCCAACAACACGUUCAACAUCAGCAUCGUCGCCAACACCGUACAAGUUAUCGAAUCCCCGCAAUCCGCUCAAGCGACGACUGCCAGCAACACUAACAGUCCAGCUGCUAACACCGUAGCUCUCGUCACGCGGACCUUGACGUUUACAUCCAUUGGAGAGACGUUCACAAGCGACCUGCUCAAUCAGUCUUCGGCAGCGUUCAUUGACCGAGCCGGGCGCAUCAAGACAAUUCUUGGGCAACUCUUCACAAUCACAUUUUCUGCAUUUAGAGACCUGACAGUAACCUCAUUCAGUAAUGGUUCCAUUAUCAACAACAUGGACCUGCGCUUCACAUCCGACAAUGUACCCGCCAAUAGCGUGAUUGCCAGCGUUUUGAUCAACGCUGCCCCCAACAUCACAGCCUUCAACGUUAACACAUCGUCCAUUUUUGUGGACGGUGUAGAGUUUUCAAGUGGGACAAGCCACAAAACCAGCCUCGUCACUGCAUCCGGCGUGGUGCUGUUGUCAUGGUUACUUUCAAGCCUGCUUUAAGGGGCCCAAAAUGGGUCCCUAGAAUAUUAUAAGUUGAUGUUGUAUUAUCAUUUCUGGGAGUCUAUAACUUAAUGCAAAUAAAAUAAGCUUUUUUAAACCUUAUACUAACUAAAACCUGUAAAUACUAGAAGAAUAAAAGUGCACACUGUAAGAAUUAAAGCCUCUGUACACUGUAUAAACGAAAGUGUAUUGUUUCAAUGUACUCUAUGGAUGAAAGAAAAUGGACGUUGCAAAAUAUGUGUGAGGGAUAUGAUAUGAAAAUCUCAGUAAAAACACAA
Molecule: messenger RNA, 9244 nt
Organism: Corythoichthys intestinalis (scribbled pipefish)
Lineage: Eukaryota; Metazoa; Chordata; Actinopteri; Syngnathiformes; Syngnathidae
Product: mucin-2-like
Exons: 31
Coding region: 84-8966 (2960 amino acids)
Source: RefSeq, a predicted model, not a curated record